Aspergillus caelatus is the source of this 1725-nucleotide messenger RNA. RefSeq names its product glycosyltransferase family 31 protein. The record is from RefSeq and is a predicted model, not a curated record. The transcript has 2 exons. Lineage: Eukaryota; Fungi; Ascomycota; Eurotiomycetes; Eurotiales; Aspergillaceae. Gene Ontology annotation, molecular function: glycosyltransferase activity. Gene Ontology annotation, cellular component: membrane. The coding region runs from base 93 to 1379 and encodes 428 amino acids.
CAUAAUCUUGCUCUUUUGGUGUAAUUUUCCCAGGUGCUCUGUGUGGAGGCUGUUCCUAGCUUCCGACGAGCCUUCCUCUCUCGCUAGCUAGGAUGUUUCCUCGUCGAUUCCGUCGCAUCGCCGUCAUCACCUCCGUCCUUUGUCUCUUCCUCCUUUACCACUUCUCCGGUCUCCGAUCGAGCUUCCACCCUACCACCACCCAUGGCCGCCGUCGGGUCGAAUGCCCACCCCUCCCGGGCAUGGAAGACGUGCUGGUCGUGUUGAAAACAGGUGUCACCGAGGCAUUGGACAAGGUCCCGGUGCACUUCCAGACCACCCUGCGCUGCGUCCCGAAUUAUGUGAUCUUUUCCGACUUCGAGGAGGAAAUCAAUGGUAUUAAGGUGCACGAUGCCUUCAAGAAUAUGGAUCCCGACGUGAAAAGGACCGUCCCCGACUUCAGCAUCUAUAACCGCCUCGUCCAGAUGGGUCGAGCGGGCCUGGAAACCGGUGAUUUCGCCGACGAGGCCAACUCUGCCAUUGGCAAGCCAAACAACCCUGGUUGGAAACUAGAUAAAUGGAAGUUUUUGCCGAUGGUCCAGGAAACGCUCCGCCACAAGAGCGACGCAAAAUGGUACGUCUUCAUGGAAGCGGACACGUAUUACUCAUGGGGAACGUUGCUCGAAUGGCUCUCGCACUUUGAUGCGUCCAAGCCGUGGUACAUCGGCACCGAGACCCAGAUCGCCGAUGUCAUUUUCGCUCACGGCGGCUCGGGCUUUGCCAUCUCGAAUCCAGCCAUGCAGCGAGUCGCGAAGGAGUAUACGGAGCGCAAUGUCGAGCUGAACGAGUACACGGAUGCUCACUGGGCCGGAGACUGCGUCUUGGGCAAAGUGUUGGCUGACGUCGGCGUGCCAUUGCACUUUUCCUGGCCGAUCCUGCAGAACACCAACAUUGGUGAACUAGAUGAGUUCACGACCGCCUUCUACCGUCGACCGUGGUGUUUCCCCGCCGUCGCGUUCCACCAUCUGAGCGCACGCGACGUGCAAGAUCUGUCCAACUUCGAACAACGCCGAUGGCGCGAGAAACAAUCCACUCUUCUCCUCCACGGCGACGUCUUCAAAGAACUCAUCUACCCAAAUCUCUCUUCAUACCGCGACCACUGGGAUAACCUCUCCGACGAAGAACACUCGGAAUUCACCACCUUCGACGAAUGUCAAUCCCUCUGUAAGGACAUGUCCGACUGUGCACAGUUCUCCUUCCGCUCCGGAUCCUGUUUCACCGGCAAGACACCCAAACUGGGCACGGCCAACUCGGGAGCCCGGUCCGGAUGGGCUAUGAAGAAGAUCGAGGAAAUGAUGCACGAGGCGCCGGUUUGUUCGAGUGUGGAGUGGGGUGCGGCUUGAUAUUUCUUUUUUUUUUUCUUUUGCUUGUUUCUGUUUCUUUCUUGCGCGCAUUGGCGACGAUGCAUUGGCAGUUCGCAGGUCGAACGUGAUGGGCUGGAGUUAUACUCUGUUAGAGCUCGAUGUCGAUUGUCAGAAUGAGACUCAGCUGGUUUAUGCUGAUCUCCGGGUUGGAUGCAUACUAUAGACUACAAUUCUCGUGUGCUCUUUUUCUGAUCUGUUUUUAUGGGCGGUGUUGGGUCUGGUCUUGCAUGGUAGGAGUUGUCAAUGGUUUCAUUCAAUACAGCAAUUCUAGCGAAUCUCAACUACCACAAUAAGAGCAACCAGUUUAACGAUGAGCCAUAACCCA